AUGUCAUGUGUGAACUGGUUUGUGCGGGAGUGCCUUGCUGCCAAGCUCGAUCUCCCUUGGCACUUCCUCGUUCGACUCGACAACCUCCCUGUCAUUGAGACCACGUUCGACAACUGGCCAGUAGCAAGCAAAAGCCAUCGGCUGACGCUGCUGGACCUUCCUGGCCCUAACGAGAGCAACAGGAGCGAGUUCAGGGAGAUGAUCAAGCAGCAGCUGAACAUGUCGACGUCAGUGAUCCUGGUGGUGGACUAUACGCAAAUCGGAAGUGCUGCCGCUCAGGAGAUGUACGAGGACAUCCUGCAGACGAACGAGUUUGACCCGCACAUCAUGAAGAACCGACUUCUUGUGUUUGUCAACAAGUACGAUGAGAAGGAUGACCGUGGGAUGGACGAGGAGGAAGUGAAAGAGCGAGUGGCUGCUUCGAUGAUGAUCGAGGACCGAGACAAGAUUGUGCUUGGUUCUGCUCGUCUUGCUUGUCUCGCCAUGCGGACUCUUGACGCGGCAGCGGUGGAUGAAAUCCUGCAAGAGACCUUCCAUGAGCAAGACCUGGUGUUCGAUGACGAGGCGAGCAAGGAGGUCAAGGUCAAGGAAGUCAUCGUUGCCCUCAAUGGCAAGGCUACGCUUCUCUACGACGAGGUACAGCAGGCCAACAAGACAUUUGCUGAGAGUCUCAACGAGAGGCUGGAGUCUCACAGGACCAUGAUGCAGUUCCUCGCGAAAGACAUGAAGAUUUCUCUGGACGCGUACGCCAACCUCGCAGAGAGGCAGCGGGAGCAACUACAAUCUCCUGCGUCGGCGGAAGGCAAAGAGAGCACUGAAGGCUUUGAGUCGACUCUGCACACACUCACGACGACGCUGACGCGACGCCUGGAGGCGCAUCAGACGAGGAAGGAGGACUACGAGAAGGAUGCGCAGCAAGCGAGGGAGAUGCUGAGCGCCAUGCGGAACAUCACGGUCAGAGCCAAGGAAGCCAUCUCUAUCUCCAUCGACGAUGAUCCCGACGACCUCUGA
Molecule: messenger RNA, 1011 nt
Organism: Guillardia theta CCMP2712
Lineage: Eukaryota; Cryptophyceae; Pyrenomonadales; Geminigeraceae
Exons: 3
Coding region: 1-1011 (336 amino acids)
Source: RefSeq, a predicted model, not a curated record